UGUAUUAAUACUUACCUAAUGGACAUCUAUAUGCAGUAAUUGAUAUACGCAGGUGGGGAUAUCCGGUGCUCUCGGCUCUCUCGGACUCGGACUCGGGCUUUUCGGUUCUCUCGAGCUCCUCGGGGCUAUUUUUCAGCGCCACAUGAGUGAAGAUCCGGUCGACUUUUUGAGUGACGCAACCGUCCGUCUUCGUUAAGCUUCCGAUUCUAUCCCUUGACUAUCGGAUACCUAAGAACAUGAACACCGAAAGCCCCCCUUAUCCCACAUCAUCCAGCCACAAGCCGCCUUCAAGGUCUUGUAAAGAGUGUUACCGGCGGAAGCUCAAGUGCGAUAGAGCUCAGACUUGUUCAAACUGUCUUCGUGGAUGUUUGACUUGUGUGUAUACUAACGAGCCUAUCCGCCGAGACCGGAAAUCCAAACGUCGUGCUCAGGAGUCAGCCAAGGACACGACACCUGUCCUGCAACCGCGUCCGGGUCGCUUUCUAGCGGGCAAACACGGGAAGAGCCGCCUAUUAGGAGACACGUGUUGGGCGCGACCCUUCAUCGAGCCUGUAGGUCUCAACGACGGCCAAAAUGACCCUACGUAUCACCUCCCCCCCUCGGGGACGGGAAACCUGUUCUAUGAAAACUUUCUGUUCCGGAAAACAGCACCCCGGGUUCCGAUAGAGAUUGCAAAUCCUUCUUUCUGCCAGAUACGUCAACUAUGGGACAUAUAUGUUCAUAAUGUCGAUCCUCUUGUUAAGAUUCUCCACAAGCCUAGUGUUGAACGAGUCCUAUGCGAUUUAUCAUUGAGCGAGGAUGGGCCCGAUCCUGAAAUUUGGGCCCUUCUACUAGCUAUAUGUUACGCUGCAGUGUCAUCUCUUCCAUCAUCCCAAAUAAGGGUUGAAUUUGCCCUUGACGCCGAUAAUUAUGUUGCCUCCUUUAGAGCGGCCCUCGAGAAAGCUUUGACCGAUGCGCAAUUACUCCAAACGCAUGACUUACGAGUCAUUCAGGCUUUUGCAAUCUACCUGACAUGCCUUCCUAGAAAGGAGGCCCGAAGCAUAGCUCUCCUCAUUUCUCUAGCAGUUCGAAUUUCAAGAACCAUGGGGCUACACCGCGACGGUUCUAUCUUCAAAUUGCCUACAUUCGAAACGGAGAUGCGACGUCGGCUCUGGUGGUAUUUAUGCCUAUUAGAUUGGCGUGCUGCAGAAGACGCGGGUUUAGAAAUUACCAUUAUGCUUUCGACUUUCGACACAAAGAUGCCGCUUAACAUUAAUGACGAUGACAUGGAUAUCACAUCUUCUGAUAUCCAUGGCCGCCAUGACUACACUGAAAUGGCAUUCUCGCUAAUUAGAUAUGAAGCGUGGUCCGUCCUCGCUUCAUGGAGCAGCAUGAAUAUGCACCAGGAACCGGCUGGAAUCGAAGAGAAGAAAAGGGCGAUAGAAAAUCUAUCAACAUAUCUGGAAAAUACGUAUAUAAACCCUUAUUGCCAGAUUUCUACACCCUUUACCCGUAUUCUAUUGAUGGUUACACCACUUCUCAUGGACAAGCUGCGGCUCAUUAUCAUGUAUCCAGCUUAUUGUGACGGUACCAAUGGAGAGGUGUCAUUGACGCUUGAGGAUAAGAACAAGCUCUUCAGGUCCGCAAUUGACCUCCUUGAGUUUGAGCAAACCCUUGGGGCUGAUUAUGAACUGAGGGGCUGGCGUUGGUUCUUUGCUAACGCCCAUAUUCAAUGGCACGCGAUGACGUUUGUCCUCUCCGAAUUAUGCGUUCGUGUUGAAGGAGAAGUUGAACAUAUGGCUUGGGACGUCAUUGAACGGGUGUUCCCGUCCACCCCGGACAGGAGAGAUGACAACGUCUGGGAGCCCUUGCAAGGCUUAAAGCAGAAGGCAUUGAGUACCCGAUACUCGAUUACAUCGCAGCUUUCUGCGCUUUUCCCAUCCGAUACCGACGACUUUGUAUUGGACAGGUCUUCGCUUGAUUGGAGCUGGUAAAACUUGACACAGGAAGAAAACAAAGUAUCCAGGCAAAUCACUAAUUUCAUGGAUGCUCAUAGAUCGACAUACUGACAGGAUUUGAUGUCCAUGCGUUGGGUAUCCAGUUUACACAUUUUCUCUUGCUUUAGCUUCAUUUCCCACCUGUACCUGGAUAUCAGUACGUACAUGAAUAUUACCCGGCGAUGGAGCGGGUGGUUUUGCCGUUGGAUUAGCGUGGUUUGUGUCGUGUAGAUGCGAUGAAUAUAAGUGCUUAGGUUGGUCCUUGGUAUCUCUUGCUGGCUCAUGACAUUGAAGUUGCGUGUAGUCGGAGGUACUAUCACG
Messenger RNA from Annulohypoxylon truncatum, 2297 nucleotides. RefSeq names its product fungal-specific transcription factor domain-containing protein. Lineage: Eukaryota; Fungi; Ascomycota; Sordariomycetes; Xylariales; Hypoxylaceae. The transcript is spliced from 5 exons. Gene Ontology annotation, molecular function: DNA binding; DNA-binding transcription factor activity, RNA polymerase II-specific; zinc ion binding. Bases 237 to 1973 code for a protein of 578 amino acids. The record is from RefSeq and is a predicted model, not a curated record. Gene Ontology annotation, biological process: regulation of DNA-templated transcription; DNA-templated transcription.